Molecule: messenger RNA, 1100 nt
Organism: Cricetulus griseus (Chinese hamster)
Lineage: Eukaryota; Metazoa; Chordata; Mammalia; Rodentia; Cricetidae
Source: RefSeq, a predicted model, not a curated record
AUGACGUAUGAAAACUUCCAGAACUUGGGGAGUGAGGAGAAAAACCAGGAGGCUGGAAAAGCAGCUCCCCCCAAGUCCUUCCUGUGGGAUAUCUUCUCUUGGACCCGCCUCCUCCUGUUCUCCCUGGGCCUCGGCCUCCUGCUGCUGGUGGUUGUCUCCGUGAUUGGAUCCCAAAAUUCCCAGUUAAGGAGGGACCUAGGCACCCUGAGAGCCGCUUUAGACAACAUCACCUCCAACACAAAGGAUGAACUGCAGGCCCUGAUCUCCAGGGGUGACAGCUUGCAAGAGAAGAUUAACUCUCUGAAAGUGGAGGUAGAUGACCACAGGCAAGAACUGCUGGCAGGACGAGGCUUGAGCCAGAACAUUUCUUCUCUGGAGAGCACAGUGGAGAAAAAGGAACAGCAAUUCAAAACAGGUCUAUCUGAAAUAACGGAGCGUGUCCAAGAGCUGGGGAAGGACCUGAAGGCCCUGUCAUGCCAGCUGGCCAGCCUCAAGAACAAUGGCUCUGCAAUGGCCUGCUGCCCUCUUCACUGGGUGGAGCAUGAAGACAGCUGCUACUGGUUCUCUCAAUCUGGGAAGUCAUGGCCUGAUGCUGACAAAUACUGUCAGCUGGAGAAUGCUCACCUGGUGGUGGUCAACUCCAUGGCGGAGCAGAAAUUUAUUGAUGAUCACAAGGGCUCUGUGCCCACCUGGAUGGGCCUAACAGACCAAAAUGGACCCUGGAGAUGGGUGGAUGGGACUGACUUUGACAACGGAUUCAAGAAUUGGAAGCCACUGCAGCCGGAUAACUGGCAUGGCCAUGGGCUGGGAGGAGGUGAGGAUUGUGCCCACUUCUCUUAUGAUGACGGCCGUUGGAAUGAUGAUGUCUGCCAGAGGGUUUACCGCUGGAUUUGUGAAAUAGAGCUGAGCAAAGGCAGCUGAGAGUCCCCUUCCCCUAACUUACAUCUUCAGUGCCAUAAGCCUUGGAUAUCUGGUGUUGGUAAUCCUCCUAUUUUGGUAUCUCCACCAUCUUGGGACAUUUUUUUUUCUAGAAUUUUAAGAGGUAGAUAAAGGGUGGUAUCUGAGGAAUGUAGUGUUGUGUUUGGAAUGGUGUAGUUAUU